Molecule: messenger RNA, 2200 nt
Organism: Cyclopterus lumpus (lumpfish)
Lineage: Eukaryota; Metazoa; Chordata; Actinopteri; Perciformes; Cyclopteridae
Gene: eed
Product: embryonic ectoderm development
Exons: 13
Coding region: 250-1464 (404 amino acids)
Biological process (GO): negative regulation of transcription by RNA polymerase II
Cellular component (GO): ESC/E(Z) complex
Molecular function (GO): nucleosome binding; protein binding
Source: RefSeq, a predicted model, not a curated record
GGGAAAAUAAGAACAUGUCUGAGUCCCCCUCUCAAGCGGGAAAAGAAAUACCGGCGAAAAAACAAAAACUAAGCAGUGACGAGAACAGUAACCCCGAUUUAUCAGGCGACGAGAAUGCUGCAGGCGUUAGCAUCCAGGACCUACUAGUUAACUAAUCAGGGAGAGAAGGGAUUGAAACGUACGAUGUGACACGUUAUAGCUGUGAGGGCUGCACGAGGCUAUAAAGUCACUUGACUUCACGAGGAGUGGAUGGAUGAUGCUGUCAGUGUUGAGAGUGGAACCAACGCAGAGCGCCCAGACACACCCACCAACACUGCCAACGCCCCGGGCAGAAAAAGCUGGGGCAAGGGCAAGUGGAAGUCCAAGAAGUGCAAAUAUUCUUUUAAAUGUGUCAACAGCCUGAGGGAGGACCAUGGCCAGCCGCUGUUUGGUGUCCAGUUUAACUGGCACAGCAAGGAAGGAGACCCCCUGGUGUUUGCCACAGUCGGGAGUAACAGGGUAACUCUGUAUGAAUGUCACUCUCAGGGAGAAGUCAGGCUGUUGCAGUCUUAUGUCGAUGCAGACGCAGAGGAGAACUUCUAUACGUGUGCUUGGACCUACGACACCAACACGAGCCAUCCUCUGUUGGCGGUCGCCGGAUCCCGUGGCAUCAUUCGGGUGAUCAACCACAUCACAAUGCAAUGUAUCAAGCAUUAUGUAGGUCAUGGAAACGCCAUCAAUGAGCUCAAGUUUCAUCCGAGGGAUCCGAAUCUCCUUCUGUCUGUUAGCAAAGAUCACGCUCUUCGUCUAUGGAACAUACAUACAGACACUUUAGUGGCAAUAUUUGGUGGUGUGGAAGGUCAUCGAGAUGAAGUCCUGAGUGCUGAUUUUGAUCUCCUGGGUGAAAAGAUUAUGUCAUGUGGGAUGGACCACUCCUUAAAACUUUGGAGAAUCAAUUCGGAGAGAAUGCAGAAAGCCAUCCGCGGGUCUUAUGAAUACAAUCCCUCAAAGACCAACCGGCCUUUCGUCUCGCAGAAAAUUCACUUCCCCGACUUCUCGACACGAGACAUCCAUAGAAACUAUGUGGACUGUGUGCGGUGGCUCGGAGAUCUUAUUCUUUCCAAGUCCUGUGAAAAUGCCAUUGUCUGCUGGAAACCAGGAAAGAUGGAGGAAGACAUCGAUCUCAUGAAACCAAAUGAGUCAAAUGUGACAAUUCUGGGUCGCUUUGAUUACAGCCAGUGUGACAUUUGGUACAUGCGCUUCUCCAUGGAUUUCUGGCAGAAGAUGCUGGCUCUGGGGAACCAGGUGGGGAAGCUUUAUGUGUGGGACCUUGAAGUGGAAGACCCGCACAAAGCAAAGUGCACCACCCUGACCCUCCCCAAAUGCACAUCGGCCAUCCGGCAAACCAGCUUCAGCCGCGACAGCAGCAUUCUGAUCGCCGUGUGUGAUGACGCAUCGAUCUGGCGCUGGGACCGACAGCGCUGAGUCAUUUCACCCCGAGAUGACCUUACGACCUUUCGGGGCCCAGUUGCUUCCCGCCCUCCCGACCUGUUGUUCAGAUUUACACUGCAAGAAAUGUCUGUUUGAACAUUUAAUCUUACGUGGGGUCUAAAAAUUCAUUAUUUCCUUUAAAAAACAACAACAAAUAUGUGAAAAAACAGUGCCAAUGCAAGAUGAGGUGAUUCCUUUUGUUUUCAUUUGUUUUGUUGCAGGACGUUUAAAGACGAGGAACCUUUUAUGUGCCGCACAACAUCGGUGGUGAUCUGGGAGUUAAUUCCUUUUUUACGUGAACAUCUUUGAGCCACGACACUAAAGAGCAAAAAGAUGGACGUUGUUCCAAAUCACAGAAGAGUUAUUUUAAGUGACAUUUAAAUGUUCAGGAGCUAUAACGUUGGGUGAAAUAUUCCACUUCAGCAGAGGUUCUUGCCCCCGAGUGCCUUCUAGAUUUCUAUGCAGUCUCUCAUCCAUUAAAAGUGAAUAAAUAAGUCUGAGACAAGUGGAAUCAUCUCGUUUAACUGGCAGAUUUGUUUUAGGGAAAAUAAGCUUUUAAGACGCAACAGAUGAAAUGACCAAAGAUGGGUUUUCUUUGCAGUGGGCCACAUUUUAUAGUCAUCAGUUCCUUUUUUCUCUCCAUUCCUUUGUUUGCUUCGAUGACCCCUCUCCUCCCACAAACACACACUUUGACUGGGGGACACUCAAUAAAAUGUAUUUUAUAAAUAAA